This is a messenger RNA of Mus caroli (Ryukyu mouse), 1011 nucleotides long. RefSeq names its product olfactory receptor-like protein OLF3. NCBI's taxonomy places the organism in Eukaryota, Metazoa, Chordata, Mammalia, Rodentia, Muridae. Gene Ontology annotation, biological process: G protein-coupled receptor signaling pathway. Gene Ontology annotation, cellular component: membrane. The record is from RefSeq and is a predicted model, not a curated record. Gene Ontology annotation, molecular function: olfactory receptor activity; G protein-coupled receptor activity.
AUGUGUCAAGUGACACAUAAAAUAAUGGAUUCUCUUACAGUCUCUACCAUGUGGGUGGUUCUAGGACAGAACCAAAGUUGGGUCUCUGAGUUCAUCCUGAUUGGCUUCUCCAGCGAUCCCACAACCAACAGCAUCCUCUUCAUUGUCUUCCUUCUCAUCUACCUGAGCUCAGUCCUGGGCAAUGGGCUCAUCAUCAUGCUGGUCUGCCUGGACACACAGCUGCACACUCCCAUGUACUUCUUCCUCUGUACCCUCUCCCUGUUGGAUAUGAGCUAUGUCACCACCACCAUGCCCCAGACGUUAGUGCAUCUUCUUGCUCACUCUCAGACCAUCUCUUUUGCUGGCUGCUGGCUGCAGAUGUUUAUGUUUAUGUUCGGUGGACUGGGUAUAACUGAGGGCACCUUCUUUGUUGUCAUGGCUUAUGACCGGUAUGUGGCCAUUUGUUAUCCACUGCGCUAUACUGUCAUCCUCAACUGGGGCCUCUGCAUACUGUUGGCAGCAGGGUCUUGGAUUUGUGGUUUCUUUUCAUCUUUAUUACAUACUUUCUUCACCAUGAGUCUGCCAUACUGUGGGCCCAACAGGGUUAACCACUACUUGUGUGAAGGUCCUUCAGUGCGUAGCUUGGCUUGCAUGGAUACACACAUCAUUGAGAUGGUAGACUCGGUCUUGAGUGUCAUUUUGGGUGUUACUCCCAUUUCCCUCAUUGUGGCCUCCUACAUUCGUAUUGCCAUGGCAAUUCUCAAAAUCAAGUCCACAGAUGGCCGCUACAAGGCUUUCUCUACCUGUACCUCCCACCUGACUGUGGUAACAUUCUUUUAUGUUCCAGCCACUUACACCUACUUGAAGCCCAACUCUAGCUACUCCCCUGAGCAAGACAAGCAGGUCUCACUCUUUUACAGUGCUUUUACACCAUUGCUCAACCCUGUGGUCUAUAGUCUGAGGAACAAAGACAUCAAGAGGGCAUUUCUCAAGGUGAUGGGUUAUGGCAGGUGUGCCAGUGGACCACGAUAA